Lottia gigantea (owl limpet) is the source of this 2057-nucleotide messenger RNA. RefSeq lists its product as hypothetical. NCBI's taxonomy places the organism in Eukaryota, Metazoa, Mollusca, Gastropoda, Lottiidae. The transcript has 10 exons. Gene Ontology annotation, cellular component: motile cilium; Golgi apparatus; microtubule. The coding region runs from base 102 to 1562 and encodes 486 amino acids. Gene Ontology annotation, molecular function: microtubule binding; small GTPase binding. The record is from RefSeq and is a predicted model, not a curated record. Gene Ontology annotation, biological process: cell motility.
UAAAUGUUGCUUGGAAACACAGAAUUUGUUGGGUUAUUUUGAGUGAUUUUCAACAAUAUUUAUUUUAACGUUCUACCAGUGAAGUACCAUAGAUCGAAAAUAUGCCGCCAAAGAAAAAGAAGAGUGGGAAGAAGGGAGGUAAGAAAUCUGGUAAGAAGGCUAAAACACCUACUGUUAUAGAUGGAGUACCAACAGAAGAAAUGUCAAAAGAACAGUUGGAGGAGCAUAUUGCUCGAUUACGUGAAGAAUUGGAGAGGGAGAGGGAAGAAAGAAAUUAUUUUCAAUUGGAAAGAGAUAAAGUAAACACUUUCUGGGAGAUCACCAAGCGUCAGUUAGAGGAAAAGAAAGCUGAAUUGAGAAAUAAAGAUCGAGAAAUGGAAGAUGCCGAAGAAAGACAUCAGAUUGAAAUUAAGGUUUACAAACAAAAAGUGAAGCAUCUUCUGUAUGAACAUCAAAAUAAUGUGUCUGAACUUAAGGCAGAGGGUGGUGUCUCUCUAAAAUUAGCACAAGAUGAACAUGAAGGUAAUGAAACAAAUCUGAGAAAAGAUAAGCGAGCUCUGAAGGUCCAUCUUAAAGAACAAGAAUUGGCUCAUGAAGAUGUUAUUAAGAACUUGAAAAAGUCCAAUGAUGAGGAAGUCACCAAAUUAAGGGCUGAUUUUGAACGACAAGCCAAGGAAAUUGAAGCCAAAUACGAAAAGAAAAUGCGUACAUUACGCGAUGAACUGGAUUUGAGGCGUAAAACUGAAAUUCAUGAAAUUGAAGAGCGUAAAAAUGGACAGAUCAAUACAUUAAUGAAAAAUCAUGAAAAAGCUUUCAGUGACAUUAAAAAUUACUACAAUGACAUAACAUUAAAUAAUUUAGCAUUAAUCAACACAUUAAAGGAACAAGUUGAAGAAAUGAAAAAGAAAGAAGAACGAAUGGAGAAGCAGAUGGCAGAGGUUAUAGCAGAAAAUAAACGGUUAACGGAACCAUUACAGAAGGCAAGAGAGGAAGUAGAAGAUCUGAGGAAACAACUUGCAAAUUAUGAAAAAGAUAAAGAAACACUCAGGAUGACCAAAGCAAGAUUAAAGGUAACAGAAGAAGAAUUCAGAGCCCUGAAAUGGGAACAUGAAGUUUUAGAACAGAGAUUUCAGAAGACACAAGCAGAAAGAGAUGAUUUAUAUCGUAAAUUUGUUAAAGCUAUACAUGAAGUACAACAGAAGAGUAAUUUUAAAAACUUAUUGUUAGAAAAGAAGUUGGGUGCCCUGGCUGAUACCCUUGAAAAGAAAGAAGCUCAGUUAAAUGAAGUUUUAUCUGCUUCCAACUUAGAUCCAACAGCCUUGACUGUUGUUACAAGAAAACUUGAGGAUGUUCUAGAUUCUAAGAAUAGCGCUAUUAAAGAUCUACAGUAUGAAUUGGCUAGAGUGUGUAAGGCACACAAUGAUUUAUUAAGAACAUAUGAAAGUAAAUUAAAUCAGUUUGGUAUACCUACAGAAGAAUUGGGCUUUAAACCAUUAGAAAGUACAGUUGGGGGUCAAGCAUUGGGUCAAGGCCCAGCAGGUUUGGUGUCAGCACCUUCAUAGUCCUAUGUCGUCUCUCAUUGUUUUUAUUAUUUUUCUAGACUUAUAAAUACACUUCAUAUUUAUUGAACAUCCUUUACUUUUAACUCCUUAAUUGAAUAAGUUUGAUUUUCAAUAUAGUUUUUAUGAACUGGUUUGAAAAUUACUUAUAAAAAUUAUGAUCAUCCUAAAUGUUCAUUAUUUAGGUGGUAUCUAUUAUUUGGGGCUAUUAUUGUGUUAUUUUUUUAAUAUGUACAAUAUAAAGAAGUAUGAAAAACUGAUUAUUUUUAAGAAUGAUUUGUAUCUGUGAUAUUAAACUAUUGAUAAUCACCUUAUACAUGUUUUGAUUGGGUCCAUUAGACAUACUUUGUAAUAAACUCAAUGACAAUCUAUAUCUACACUACAUUCUUAUUUGAAAAAUAUCCUGUGAAAAAGAUAGGCAUGGUCACAAGUAGUUAAUAAAGAACGUUUUUUUUUAGUAAUUGGAAAAAAUUUAAUGUAAAAUUACUGUUAGACCCU